AUGGUGUCCUGGUUUGGUCCCUUCUUUCAGGAGCUGAACGACCUGGCCAGGGACCCUCCUGCACAGUGUUCCGCUGGCCCCGUUGGAGAUGACAGUAAGGCCAAACAAAGCACUUUUAUGAGAGCUAACAUUCUCAACAUCUGAACCAUUCCUCUAACUAUCUCCUUUCUGUUUUGGCAGUGUUUCAUUGGCAAGCUACAAUUAUGGGGCCUGUAAGUAUAAUUUGUAUAGCGUUUGCUCGUUGAUGAAUUUGAAGUUGCAUGCGUUUUGGCUGGUCAGUGUGUCCUUUUGACAUUUUUGUUUCUUUUCAGAAUGACAGUCCAUACCAAGGAGGUGUUUUUUUCCUGACUAUUCAUUUCCCCACAGACUACCCCUUCAAACCACCUAAGGUAAUUAUUUCCUCUCCUGUUCCUCUGUUCUAUUAAAAUUAAUAGUUUUCUUGACGUAUGUAGAAGAUUGAGGAGUAUGGUUUCCGUUGAUCAAUAUAAUCAUAUGUUUGAUUGCUGCUCCAACCUUUUCAUUGCAGCUAGCAUUCACCACAAGAAUUUAUCACCCAAAUAUUAACAGUAACGGUAGCAUCUGCCUGGAUAUUUUGAGAUCACAGUGGUCUCCAGCAUUAACUAUCUCUAAAGGUAGGAUGUCCAAUGUUUUUCAUGCUUUGUGAUACACAUUUUUACCUUGUGACUUCAUUUAAAUUCACAUGCCUAAGAUCCACUACUAAUACUUCUUUUCAAUCUCCUUUUCAGUACUUUUGUCCAUUUGUUCACUGUUAUGUGACCCCAACCCUGACGAUCCGUUAGUGCCAGAAAUCGCCCGUAUCUACAAAACAGAUACUGAAAAGUGAGUAUACUGUAGACCCAGCUUUGUCUCCAGCUUUCACAUUUUGUUCAUAAACUGCAUACUCUAAUAAUUUGUGAAAAAAUAUGAUGCUACUUUUUGAUCCAAGACUUGCACGAGAGGUGCCAAAUGAAAGUUACAUCCUGUAAUGUUAGAUCUUUAUAAUAUAGGACUUUUCCUUCCAUGUCAGGUAUAAUAGACUAGCGAGAGAAUGGACAGACAAGUACGCUAUGCUUUAGGGUAAGACUGCCCUGCAUUGUGAAGGGAGUGGACUGUGUAUGUGUCUGUGGUGGAGCUUUAUGGGUUGUGACCAGGGGAGAAUGACUCCUCCCCCCUCUCAUUGAAGCCACGAAGUUCAAGGCCGACCACGGUACUGCAGGCAUUGUUUGCAGAAAACAAGAUCCCCCCCUCCCCCAUUAUAGUGAAGGGGAAAAUGGCAGUCUUUGGUCAAUCUUCGUGUAAAUAAAUAGACAUUUCGAAGACAAUCAUGGCACCAAUAAUUACUUCUACUACACCAGAUUUAUAUCUUGAUUAUAUUAAAAUCGGACACAGAAGUUAUAAGGAUAAUUUAGUAGCUAAUGGCAGCCUGCAGUACCCCGGUCGGCCUUCAACUUGAGAUACUCAAUGAGGGGGCAGCACUGAGCUAGCCUGGAACGUCACUUCCUGGAGUAGCUCAAACUGUGCAUGUUAUGUCUACAUAAAUCUCCGACAUGAGACGCCAUCAUAACUGACUUAUUUGACUUCAAAUGCGUGAUUGAGUCUUCAUAGGAAUGAAUGGUGUCACGUGAUUGAUGGCUUUGGCCAGAAAUUCGUUUGUGGGUGGACCUGCAGAAAUGUGGGUGGGCCCAAAUAAAACACACAAUACAGCUAACUUCCUGCAAUUCUACACAUUUUGCCAUGGGGUAGAGGGGAAACUGCCGUUUUUAUAGCUAAUCUCAUGCUAUUCUACACAUUUUGCCAUGAGGCUUUAGAGAAUUUUGCAUUUUUAAAGCUAAUUAAAGUUAAAAUAUAGGUGUGACUGUGAUAAAGGCACUGGAUUAUGAGCUGUCUUGUUUGCUAAUGAAGUAGGCAGUGGCAUGGUGCAUAUAGCCAUAGAAGCACAGUGCUUUAUGCCUCAAUGCAGUCAUGUUCUUGGCAUAUUAGGGGUGUGGCUUUCAGUUAGAUGUCAUUCCAGUGCAUUGCUUGCUAAGAAUUCUAUCUGAUGGUGUUUGCAUGUUUAGGUAAAAAUACAAAUGUCCCGUUUUUGGAACACUUGACAAGUAGAGAGCAUAAAAUAUAUAUAUAUAUAUAUACCAAACAUUAGGAACACCUUCCUAAUAUUGGGUUGCUCCCCCCCCCAAUUUGUCAGGGCAUGGACUCUACAAGGUGUCAAGCGUUCCACAGGGAUGCUGGCCCAUGUUGACUCCAAUGCUUCCCACAGUUGUCAAGUUGGCUGGAUGUCCUUUGGGUGGUGGACCAUUCUUGAUACACACGGGAAACUGUUGAGUGUGGAAAACACCAGCAGCAUUGCAGUUCUUGACGCAAACUGGUGCGCCUGGCACCUACUACCAUACCCCGUUCAAAGGCACUUCAAUCUUUUGUCUUGCCCAUUCACCCUCUGAAUGGCACACACACAAUCCAUGUCUCAAUGCUUAAAGAUCCUUCUUUAACCAGUCUCCUCCCCUUCAUCUAUACUGUUUUGAAGUGGAUUUAACAAGUGACAUCAAUGAGGGAUCAUAGCUUUCACCUGGAUUCACCUGGACAGUCUGUCAUAUAAAGAGCAGGUGUUCUUAAUGUUUUGUACACUCAGCGUGUGUGUAUAUGUGUAUGUAUAUAUGUGUGUGUGUAUAUAUAUAUAUAUAUAUAUAUAUAUAUAUAUAUAUAUAUAUAUAUAUAUAUAUAUAUAUAUAUAUAUAUAUAUAUAAUAUACUGAACAAAAAUAUAAACGCAACGAUUUCACUUGGGAGCCAGGCCCAGCCAAUCGGAAUGAGGUUUUCCCCACAAAAGGGCUUUAAUACAGACAGAAAUACUCCCCAUCCUCAGACGAUCCCACAGGUUAAGAAGCUGGAUGUGGAGGUCCUGGGCUGGCGUGGUUACACGUGGCCUGUGGUUGUGAGGCCGGUUGGAUGUACUGCCAAAUUCUCUAAAACGACAUUGGAGGCAGUUUAUGGUAGAGAAAUUAACAUUCAAUUAUCUGGCAACAGCUCUGUUUUACAUUCCUGCAGUCAACAUGUCAAUUGCACGCUCCCUCAAAACUUUAGACAUCUGUGACAUAUUUGGCCGCUCUAAAUAAAUCUGCCUCGGUGGAUGGUGGCUUGGUUCUGACAGUAUUUCCACUGUCUGAUUGUCUGUCUGUGACUGUUUGACUAUAGAAUGCCAUUUUGGUGGGACUAUGGGGGGUUUUAUGUGUGAACAUCAUGCAUCUCAAGUUCAACUUGGGUAGUUGGCAACCUGUUGCUGUGUUGUAACGCAUGGCAUUGUUCUUGAUCUUCACACCCCUUGUCUAUUGUGUAUUGAUAGUCUAUUUUUUGCUGAUUUGUUUUCUAUUUGUUCUGUCUCCACAGGUACAACAGAAUAGCCCGGGAAUGGACUCAGAAGUACGCCAUGUGA
Molecule: messenger RNA, 3426 nt
Organism: Coregonus sp. 'balchen'
Lineage: Eukaryota; Metazoa; Chordata; Actinopteri; Salmoniformes; Salmonidae
Source: the annotation of a GenBank genome assembly